Molecule: messenger RNA, 1906 nt
Organism: Aspergillus ibericus CBS 121593
Lineage: Eukaryota; Fungi; Ascomycota; Eurotiomycetes; Eurotiales; Aspergillaceae
Product: chaperonin-containing T-complex subunit CCT5
Exons: 11
Coding region: 157-1803 (548 amino acids)
Biological process (GO): protein folding
Cellular component (GO): chaperonin-containing T-complex
Molecular function (GO): ATP binding; ATP-dependent protein folding chaperone; ATP hydrolysis activity
Source: RefSeq, a predicted model, not a curated record
CAAGUCCCUCCGCCGUCUGGUCCUCUGUCUCCCCACGUCCCUCCGAUCCCUUCUCGCCGGAGUCUUCUUGUUCCGUUGACUCCUCUUGUGCGCCCCUUACCGGCUUUCUCUCCGAGUCUCUGAAGUGGGCUUCCUGCCAGGUGGCAGACCGUCAAAAUGGCGAUGCAGCUUGAUCUCUCUCAAGCUUCUGUGAUGAAAGAUGAACAGGGCCGGCCAUUCAUCGUCGUUAGGGAUCAAGGGAAAAAGAAGAGAGUCCACGGCACGGAUGCUGUGAAGGCGCACAUCGUUGCUGCUAAGACUGUCGCCAACAUCGUCAAGACCUCCCUGGGUCCCCGUGGUCUCGACAAAAUCUUGAUCUCCCCCGAUGGCGAUAUUACCGUUACCAACGAUGGUGCUACUAUUCUCGGCCAGAUGGAAAUUACGAACAACGUUGCCAAGCUCCUUGUCGAGCUGUCCAAGUCUCAGGACGAAGAGAUUGGCGACGGAACGACCGGUGUCGUCGUCUUGGCCGCGGCCAUGCUGGAACAAGCGUCCGACCUCAUCGACAAGGGUAUCCACCCUAUCCGGAUCGCCGACGGAUACGACCAGGCUUGCGAAAUCGCCAUUGCACAACUCGAUAAGAUCAGUGACGAGAUCCCCUUCACGAAAGAUGACACCACAAACCUGCUGAAGGUUGCCAAGACCAGUCUGGGUAGCAAGAUUGUCUCCAAGUCUCACGACCAGUUUGCGAAGAUUGCCAUCGAUGCCGUCCUCUCCGUGGCUGACCUGGAGCGCAAGGAUGUCGACUUCGAGCUGAUCAAGGUCGACGGAAAGGUUGGAGGUGCCCUUGAGGACUCCCUCCUCGUCAAGGGUGUCAUUGUCGAUAAAGAUUUCUCCCACCCCCAGAUGCCGGACGAAGUUCGGGAUGCUAAGCUGGCAAUCUUGACCUGCCCGUUCGAGCCCCCGAAGCCCAAGACCAAGCACAAGCUCGAUAUCACGUCAGUUGAGGAGUUCAAGAAGUUGCAAGACUAUGAGCGGGAGAAGUUCACGGAAAUGAUCCAACACUUGAAGGAUUCCGGUGCCAACCUGGUCAUCUGCCAGUGGGGUUUCGACGACGAGGCCAACCACCUCUUGCUCCAGAACAAGCUCCCCGCCGUUCGCUGGGUCGGCGGCCCUGAGAUCGAACUGAUUGCCAUUGCCACAAACGGUCGUAUUGUUCCUCGUUUCGAGGACCUGAGCUCGGAGAAACUCGGAACCGCGGGUCGUGUUCGUGAGAUGACCUUCGGUACCACGCGGGAGAAGAUGCUCGUCAUUGAAGAGUGCGCCAACAGCCGUGCUGUGACGGUGUUUGUCCGCGGAAGCAACAAGAUGAUCAUCGACGAAGCCAAGCGUUCGCUUCACGAUGCUCUUUGCGUUGUGCGUAACCUCGUCCGCGACAACCGUGUCGUGUAUGGUGGUGGUGCUGCUGAGAUUGCUUGCUCCAUUGCUGUUGAGGAUGCUGCCGUCAAGAGCCCCGGAAUCGAACAAUACGCCAUGCGCGCUUUCGCUGAUGCAUUGGAUGCCGUCCCGAUGGCGCUUGCCGAGAACUCUGGCCUGAGCCCGAUCGAGACCCUGGCUUCGAUCAAGUCCCGCCAGGUCAAGGAGAACAACUCCCGUCUGGGUGUUGACUGCAUGAUGACUGGCAACAACGAUAUGAGAGAGCACUUUGCCAUCGAUCCCCUGAUCGGAAAGCGGUCGCAGCUGUUGCUUGCUACUCAGCUCUGCCGUAUGGUCCUUAAGAUCAACAACGUCAUCAUUUCGGGCGAUGAUGAUCAGGAAUUCUAGAUUUCUUGUAUACAGGGUUUUGUUUCGAUGGCUAAAAGUGACACACUGGCGUUGCAGUCAUGCGGAAUCGAUGAUACUACAUAUAGUUCUUGCAGGUAAUCAG